UUGCACAGGGAACAUGGAGAUAUUAAAUUUGAUUCAAGCUAGAUUUGAUAAAGGUAAAGCCACUUCUGGCAACCUCCGCUUCCAAAGGUCACAACCUGUUUGGGUUUCAGGCUGAAGCGAACCUUCUCGAAAUUCUCCUAGAGCCGCCACUCUUGGUUGCAUUCCAGGCUACGACAAGCCGACAAGAGCUCAGACGCCAUACAAGCAAUGCAGGUCGUACGCACAACUUAGAUCAUGCGGAUAGCCACGGAAGAGCUUGUAAACACCCACAACGGCAUGGGAAGCAAGCAUCGCCAGCCAUAACCCGCGCAACAGCUGGACACAGGGUUGGAAUAGCCACCAUCGUGCUGCUGCCUCCACGAUCGCUCUCCAUUCGAGUGUGUGAUUAUAAUUACAAAAGCUGCUGCAUCGAUCAAAAAUUCUUCCGACGGGACGCCGCCGCCUAUGUCGCCUUCUUGUUUCCGCGGCGUUUGAAGGCCAUUUUGGGUUUGCCUGCACCCCCCUUGUUGCCGGGCUUCUUGUUCGAAAUGUGGUUGCCUAGCAAGCGCUUCACAGGGUGCUCAGACUUCUUGUUCGUGUUGGUGCGGUUCUUUCCAAGAGACAGCCCUUUCACGCCCUUCAUGGUGACGUUGAAGAGAACGUUACGCUUGUCCUGGUUCUGGGUGGACUUGGCCUUGUUGUUCGACGGAGAAAUCGUCUUGUGCGCUGUGUUGCCACCGUUGCCACGUUGGAUCUUGAUUUGGACAUUCUUCUUCUUCUGUUGUGUUUGGGGUUGUUGGGUGUUGUUUUUCUUCUUGGGCUGGUCGUUUUUGUUUUGCUGUUUCUUAGGCAGGUUGUUCUUGUUGUGUUGUUUCUUGGGCUGUUCGUUCGACUGGGACUUCUUUUGGGAGUCGAUCAACGUAUCGUUACCAGACACCUUUUGCGCCUUGCUCGUCUUCUUGCGAAGGCGCUUACGUUGAGAGGGAGUUAAGGAUGACGCAGCAACAUCUUGCGUUGCGGGCUUCGUGUUGGCACCGCCUACCUUCUUCUGCUGCUGCUUCUUCUUCUGUGCAACGGGUGCUUUGUCAGGCAGCCCUCGCUUUUGGUUCAACGCUUUCGUCUUCUUGGCCUUGACGGUCAAGUGCUUGGCAGAUUUCGCGGCGUCGCCUUUCUUGACUGACUUGUUCUCUUGCUUGAAGGCAUCUCGGCGCUGCUUGAUCAAGUCGUCGAGGGACAGCACCAGCUGCGCUUCCACGGGCUUGAAUGCGUUCACGUUGACUGCCGCCAUGACGUUCUGGUGAUUCUCUGGAACGACUUGCGAUGAAGGCUGGAAA
Aphanomyces astaci is the source of this 1313-nucleotide messenger RNA. RefSeq lists its product as hypothetical. The record is from RefSeq and is a predicted model, not a curated record. Lineage: Eukaryota; Oomycota; Saprolegniomycetes; Saprolegniales; Verrucalvaceae. Bases 528 to 959 code for a protein of 143 amino acids. The transcript has a single exon.